This is a messenger RNA of Pygocentrus nattereri (red-bellied piranha), 3654 nucleotides long. It is a transcript of the gene anos1a, whose product is annotated as anosmin 1a. Gene Ontology annotation, biological process: neuron differentiation. Gene Ontology annotation, cellular component: extracellular region; cell surface. Gene Ontology annotation, molecular function: peptidase inhibitor activity; protein binding. The coding region runs from base 219 to 2174 and encodes 651 amino acids. The record is from RefSeq and is a predicted model, not a curated record. NCBI's taxonomy places the organism in Eukaryota, Metazoa, Chordata, Actinopteri, Characiformes, Serrasalmidae. The transcript is spliced from 14 exons.
AGGUGCUUUCCUGCUGUGAAUUACUGUUUACCAUUAGCUGCGAUUCACGCUUCACGUUGUGCCCCGCAUCAGGUCUCCACCAAUCGCGUGCGUCGUCGCUGCGCUGACUCCGCCCCCCCUCUGCUCCUCUGAUUGAAGUUUGCUCAUUUCUCUCCGUCUCUCUCACAUCCACUUUAACUCUCGCGCUUUGCGGACGUUUCCUCUUCGCCGGUCGCAGCAUGCAGAGCGCCGUGUGCGUGUGGAUUACUCUCCUGCUGGGCUGCAGCAGUGUUUGGGGAAGGAAGGCGGACUCAGCCUCGGCGCUUGGCGGCAUUUUCCGCACCAGGUGCGCCGCCAGGUGCCUGAGCCUCCACAGCACGCGCAUCGCGCUCACAGCCAGCCACUUCCAGAGUAAUGGAUCCCUAGGCUGGUGCCAAGGCCAUAAGCAAUGUGCAAAGUGCCUGGAGCCAUGCAAGGAAUCCUGGGAACUAAAGGACGGACCUUGUCGGGAGCUGUGUGAGCACGCGUUCCCAAAGCGUCAUGGUGAGUGUGUGACGAGCUGUGAAUUCCUGCGUUCAGUCAUGGUGGUGAAGCAGGGUGAAUGUCCAGCUCCAGAGCGGGCCACUGGCUUCGCUGCCGCCUGCGUGGAGGGAUGUGAGGAGGAUGGAGAAUGCUCCGCUCACAAAAAGUGCUGCCCCAAUGGCUGUGGACACACCUGCCAGCCACCUAGGAACCUGUACAGAGGAGCUCCUCUGAAGCCCAGGAAGGAGCUGGUGUUUGAGGAGCUGCCCUCAGGUGUCCUGGAGGUGCGCUGGUCCUCUAAGUUCAACGUGUCGGCCGAGCCUGUCCUGAACGUGCUGCAGAGAAGGUGGAACUACGGCAUUCAUCCCAGUGAGGAUGGAGCUACUGAGUGGCAAGUGGUGGCACAGACGUCUGAGGAGCGUGUUUGGCUGUCUGAUAUUCGACCUGGACGCUGGUAUCAGUUCAGGGUGGCUGCGGUCAACGUGCACGGCACCAGAGGAUACACCACGCCCAGCAGACACUUCAGAUCAUCCAAAGAUCCAUCCCCCCCUCCAGCUCCCUCUGACAUGCGGGUCAGUCACAUGUCCUUUGGUCCAGACCGGUCAGUGUCUGUUCAUGUAAACUGGGAAGCUCCAGGAGACCUGGACAUCCCAGUACAUCAUUACAAACUGUCCUGGAGCUGGACGGUCAGUGGUGGAGACCUGGCCAUGCCUCCAAAACUCAAGAAGAGGAAGACCAUCAAUGGGGACUCUAAUUCAGCAGAACUGGAUGGUUUGAGGGAGAAUAAAAGCUACACUCUUGAGCUGCAGGCCAUAUCUUACUGGGGCCAGCUCCCUCUGAAAAGCUCCAAGGCCAUCCUGCGCUUCGCAACACAACGGACAGAGACGCAGCCCACGGUGAGUUCUGUGCCUCGGAAAUCUCAGUCAGACAUUCUGGAUGUCGGCACACCAUUCUACCAAGACGGACAGCUCCAGGUUCGCGUUUACUGGAAGAAACGAGACCCAAAUGUGAGCCGUUACCGUGUGCACUGGUUCCCCGAGUUCUGCUCGCAUAAUGGAAGCAGAAUCCAGGAGAAGCUCAUCACUCAGGAGAAUUACGCAAGCCUGCCUGGUCUACAGUUCUCCUGCAAGUAUAAAGUCAUUAUCCAGCCAGCAGGGUCCAAAGGCCGGGUGCAGGCAGAGAGCACCACCUUCUACACCCCAUCAUGUGCUUCAAUCCAGGGAAAAAGCCCCAAACCUAUCCUCUGCCCUGGAGAACCAGCUGCUGCACCAAAAGUCCUGGCCAGGGCAGAGAACCUUACUGCAGCCUUCUCUGUACACAAGGGCAACGUGACUGGCUUGUUCUCCUGGGCGGUGGCUAUGCCUCGAUCACCUCAGCAGGUCACAGGCUACCAGGUCACCUGGGCAGAGGUCACUGCCGAGAGCCGCAAAAACAACCUGGCAAACAGCCUCAUCUCUCAGUCCCAAAUCCUGCCUCCAGAGCGAAAUAUUCUUGUGGUCACUGGCUUGCAAAUGGCGUCUCUUUACAGGCUGGAAGUGGGGGUGAUGACCACUGGAGGACAAGGUCCAACCAUUUCUAGAACCUUCCAGACUCCAGGUCAUGCCAGGCCAGUCCUGCAGUACAGACCUAAGGUGAAGAAGCACCACUUGAGGUCAGUCGCAGAAGAGCACUGAAACUGAAGUGAAUCAUCUAGAACCCUAACCCUAGCUCCUCAGGAACCCGAAGAACCGAAAGAACCAAAGAACAUUCAGGAGAGAAGCUCAUAGCAGAAGCUCUCAAACAGGUCAGAAUCCUUCAAAAAUCUGGCUCUGGAAGUGUUGAGAAGAUUUGGAAAGACAUUCACAACAAAGGAUAUCCAUCAGGCAAGCAGGAAAACAGAAACAGGAAAAGUGUAAAAUAAUGAUGAUAAAAAAGAAAAAAAAUGACCUGAGUGAGUUACUUUGUUGUUGGAAAAAAAACUACAGUGCUGUUCAAACAUCAACUCAUCAUUCAUUUACUUUCCAGUCAAAAAGUACAAGUUGUUCAUUUUUCAGGAGAUAAUUCCAAGGAGGAAGAAGAAAGUCAGCGGAAAAUUAGGGGGGGAUACAAGAGUCUCCAAAACUGGAGUUAUAUACUCACUUAUGAGAGAGAGAGACAGAGAGAGAGGGAGAGCGCUAUCCUUCCACUAUGAGAAGACAAUGCCACAGGUCUGAAAUUUCCAAAUCUGAACUGAGACUGUUCAAAGUUCAAAGACUGAACUUUAACGACUGGAAAAAUAUUUGUGCAGAUUUCUAUGAUGAACUGAAAGCAAGUCUCUUGACUACAAAGGCAAAAUUGGACACAAUAAAUUCUGAAUGAUUUUGUACUAUGAUCAGUUGUUGAAGCUUCUGAUAUUUUUUGUUUAAUCGCUUUUUUUCCUGACACUGACAAAUAUAUAACUUGUGAAUAAUGCAUAACUGAAUUGCCAUUUUGACUGGAAAUUAGAUGAAAUGGUCUCUGACUUUUGCACAGUACUGUAUGCCUCAAUAUUUCCUUUGUUUAAAUGACACUUAACCCUCAAAGGAAACUGACUGUUAAUCUAUACUCCACUAUAUCAUGUGUUAAAAAAUGAAAGAAAACUGAGGAAAAAUUCUGUGUCGCAUGUAUUUGCUUGGCCCCCUAAAUGACGUGGACUCGUGAAAUGUUUGUCAGCCGUUCUGCAUGUGUAUUUCCCCGCCAUGAUCUAUGGGCAUGCACCUUUUACUCUGUGUCUCCUUACAGCGAUCAUCUCCUCCCCCAGCAACAAACAAUAAACUGCAAACCAUGAAUCAUAUUCGGUAUAUUGACGAUCAAGUCUAAAUGAUAUCUCAUUUAAAGUGUAAAGCGGACAUUGUUUAUGUACUUCUUAUGCUGUACAAUUAUUUGUUGCAAUGCUGUCUUGUAAUUCCUGUAUAUACUAUAUGUCCUUAUUUAUUUGUGUAUACACUACAACUGUGUAAUGCUUGUAUGUGUGUGUGUGUGUGUGUGUGUGUGUGUGUGUGUGUGUGUGUGUAUGAGUGAACUGUAUAUUAUCAUUCCCAGAAUCCCUCAUAAACACCUUCAUAUGGAGAUUUUGUGUAAAAUAGAUUUGUAAAGUCCCAUGGAUUAAAAAAAUGUAAUGUACAUAUUUUUUAUUAUUAAAAUCCUCACACCCUA